CCAAAACGAACUGUUCGCAUGUGCACGUUGCAUUGUAAACAGGUCGGGAUCUAAUCUUGAAAGGUACUGCUGCGAUCAUCGAUAGUUGAAGGUUAUGUGGAGAAGUCGAUGAUUAUACGAAUUUCUUAUCGAUAUUGUGAAACUAUAUUGUCAUCGAUCCUUCGCUUUAUAUGGGUAUCGACGAUAACUACUUUGCAUCGAGAUAGAAUAUUUUCCUGAAUGAAUCGACGAAUCUCGAAAAUGGUAUCGUUUCCGUAUUUAUGAAUCGUGUGUAUUAAUAUGCCGUGAAUGGAUACGGUUGUCGUGAACGACGAUAGAGGAAUAAAUUAAUAUUACCAGCGCAAACGAAAUGGCUAACACCGGUGUAUUGCCGUUUGUACGCGGUGUCGAUUUCAGUAGCAAUGAUUUUGGCGAUGGCAAAUUUCCGGAGUCCGUUCGUCUUAUGACUGGGAUACAAUGGCUGAAAUUAGACAAAACCAAUUUGACAGAAAUCCCAGAAGAAAUGGGGAAACUGUUGAAAUUGGAACAUCUGUCACUGGUUAAGAAUAAAUUGGAACGAUUGUACGGAGAACUCACGGAACUUAGCUGUCUAAGAACAUUGAAUAUUAGGCGUAACAACAUUAAAUCAAGUGGGAUACCAGCUGAACUGUUUCAUCUAGAGGAACUGACCACUUUAGAUUUGAGUCACAAUAAUUUAAAGGAAGUACCAGAAGGCCUUGAACGAACUCGUUCUUUAUUAAAUUUGAAUUUAAGUUAUAACCAUAUAGAGAUGAUUCCCAAUACAUUAUUUAUUCAUUUAACCGAUUUACUUUUCCUGGAUCUCAGUAAUAAUAGAUUAGAGACACUGCCACCGCAAACUCGCCGUUUAGCUAAUUUACAAACUUUGAAUUUAAACCACAAUCCUUUGGGACACUUCCAAUUGAGGCAGUUGCCAUCAUUGAUGAAUUUAACGACCCUACAGAUGCGCGACACGCAACGAACAUUGAACAAUAUCCCUUCAAGUUUGGAAACCUUGACAAAUUUACAAGAGCUUGAUUUAUCGCAGAACAAUUUGCCCCGAGUACCGGACGCUCUUUAUUCUCUACAAAAUUUGCGUCGUUUAAAUUUGAGUGACAAUCAAAUAACGGAAUUAUCAACAGCUAUAGAACUUUGGACUAAACUGGAAACGUUGAAUAUAUGCCGCAACAGACUGACCGCGAUACCUGCUUCUCUUUGUAAAAUUGUAACACUCAGAAGAUUGUAUUUAAACGAUAAUCAAUUAGAUUUCGAAGGCAUUCCUUCGGGAAUUGGCAAGUUAUCAUCGCUGCAAGUCUUCUCUGCGGCUAACAAUCGUUUGGAAAUGAUACCAGAAGGCUUGUGCAGGUGUGGUUCAUUGAAGAAAUUAAUAUUGACGUCCAACCGAUUGAUCACUGUACCGGACGCCAUUCAUCUGCUUACCGAUUUAGAACAAUUAGACUUGAGGGAUAAUCCCAAUUUGGUAAUGCCGCCGAAACCGACCGAGGUACAGAAAGGGUCAGGAAUUGAAUUUUAUAAUAUUGAUUUUUCGUUGCAACAUCAAUUACGACUUGCUGGUGCAAACGUACCAGCACCGACUCAAAUGGCCGGUAGUAAAGACCCGAUAGCUCGUAAAAUGAGGCUCCGAAGAAGACGAGACCAAGAGGAGGCUGAUCAGGAUCAAGCCAAGAUAUUGAAGGGCAUGAAAGAUAUAGCAAAGGAGAAGAACAAGGACAAAGAGUGCGAAGAGUCCAAAGCAGAAUCGUUAAAACCAAAACGAUGGGACGAGACCCUCGAGAAGCCGCCUUUAGAUUAUUCAGAAUUCUUUGAUGAGGACGCGGGUCAAGUACCUGGUCUUUCGGUGUGGGAGAUAGAGAACUUCUUGCCAAAUGAGAUAGAAGAGGUAGCGCAUGGAAAGUUUUACGAAGGCGAUUGUUACAUCGUAUUGAAGACUGAAGUCGAUGACACGGGAUCGUUGAUUUGGGCGAUCUACUUCUGGAUAGGGGAGAAAGCUACUUUAGAUAAAAGAGCUUGCGCGGCUAUUCAUGCUGUAAAUUUAAGGAAUUAUCUGGGCGCGCAGUGCCGCACCAUUAGAGAAGAACAAGGGGAGGAAUCGGAUGAAUUUUUAAUGCUGUUCGAGUCUGGUAUAACUUACAUCGAAGGAGGCCGCACCUCGUCCGGCUUUUACACGGUCGAGGACACGCCGUUUGUGACAAGGCUAUACCGAGUACACGCGGCGGGUGCUUCUAUUCACUUGGAACCUGUACCGGUUCAGUACGAUUCCCUGGAUCCAGGGUUCGUGUUCGUUCUGGACACAGGCAACAAAGUUUUCAUGUGGUACGGUAAGAACGCGAAGAGCACGUUGAAGUCGAAGGCGAGACUGAUGGCGGAGAAGAUCAAUAAAAAUGAAAGAAAGAACAAAGCCGAGAUUCUAACGGAAAUCAUGAGUUCGGAGUCCGACGAUUUCCUAACGUGUUUGAACGUGAAGGAUACGUCUCAACUUUUACCGAUCGUGGAGCACGUGGAUCCAGACUUUGUGGCCCUUGCGCCUCGUUUGUAUCAAGUCCAACUGGGCAUGGGUUAUUUAGAAUUGCCUCAGGUUGAAGUGCCUCAUGGGAAGUUAUCGAAUACGCUCCUGAAUAACCGCAACGUUUAUAUAUUGGACUGCCAUUUGGACGUUUAUGUUUGGUUCGGUAAAAAAUCAACGAGACUGGUACGAGCAGCAGCAGUUAAAUUAUCUCAAGAAUUGUUCAACAUGAUAGAGCGACCGGAGUAUGCCACGGUCACCAGACUGCAAGAGGGAACCGAGUCUCAGAUUUUCAAAUCCAAAUUUACGGGCUGGGAUGAAGUGAUAGCUGUCGAUUUCACCAGAACUGCUGAAUCAGUCGCUAAGACUGGCGCCGACCUUACGAAAUGGGCCAAACAACAGGAAACAAAGGCGGACCUGGCUGCGCUUUUCAUGCCUAGACAACCGCCGAUGUCUUACGCCGAAGCUCAACAGCUUAUGUCGGAAUGGAACGACGAUUUGGAACGCAUGGAACGAUUUGUAUUGGAGGGAAAGAAAUUCGUACGCCUGCCCGAAGAAGAGUUUGGACACUUUUAUAGCGGUGAUUGUUACGUUUUCCUUUGUCGUUAUUGGAUGCCGUUGGAUACCGCUGAAAACGAAGACGGCGAAGAGCAGUUUGAAGAAGAUUACCAAUGCACGGUGUACUUCUGGCAAGGAAGAGACGCAGGCAAUAUGGGGUGGUUGACAUUUACCUUUAGUCUACAGAAGAAAUUUAAAUCACUGUUCGGUGAAAAUUUAGAAGUCGUUAGAACCCAUCAGCAGCAGGAAAACUUAAAGUUCUUGUCGUAUUUUAAAAGAAAAUUUAUCAUUCAUCAUGGUAAGCGCAAACAGCCAAAGUCGUCUGAUAGUAACAGAGUUGAGUUUUAUCAUUUGAGGAGUAAUGGAAGUGCAUUGUGUACUAGGCUGAUACAAAUACCAGCUGAUUCGUCGUUACUGAAUUCUUCCUUUUGUUAUAUCUUGAAUGUGCCAUUUAACAAUGACGAUAACACUGGAAUAGUGUACGCCUGGAUCGGUUCUAAAGCAGAUUGCGAUGAAGCACGUUUGAUCCAAGAAAUUGCCGAGGAAAUGUUUAACAAUGUAUGUCACGACAUGUAUGGGCCAUGGAUAAGUCUUCAGGUUUUAAACGAAGGUGAAGAGCCGGAUAAUUUCUUCUGGGUGGCUCUCGGUGGAAAGAAACCUUAUGACGUCGAUGCAGAAUACAUGAAUUACACCAGGUUGUUCAGAUGCUCGAAUGAGAAAGGAUACUUUACUAUCAGUGAAAAGUGCACUGAUUUCUGUCAAGACGAUUUAGCGGAUGAUGAUAUUAUGAUAUUGGAUAAUGGUGAACAAGUAUUCUUGUGGUUGGGAAGCAGAUGUUCGGAAGUAGAAAUCAAAUUAGCUUAUAAGUCCGCUCAGGUGUAUAUUCAACAUUUACGAGUGAAGCAACCGGACAGACCGCGCAAACUGUUUUUAACUGCGAAAGGAAAAGAGUCACGAAGAUUUGCAAAAUGUUUUCAUGGUUGGAGUUUGCAUAAAAAGCCGCUUCAAUAAAAUAGGUUUAAUAAAAAUGAUUUUCGUUUUGA
Molecule: messenger RNA, 4122 nt
Organism: Nomia melanderi (Alkali bee)
Lineage: Eukaryota; Metazoa; Arthropoda; Insecta; Hymenoptera; Halictidae
Gene: fliI
Product: FLII actin remodeling protein
Biological process (GO): myofibril assembly; actin polymerization or depolymerization; actin filament severing
Cellular component (GO): cytoplasm; actin cytoskeleton; nucleus
Molecular function (GO): actin filament binding; phosphatidylinositol-4,5-bisphosphate binding
Source: RefSeq, a predicted model, not a curated record